Owenia fusiformis is the source of this 1881-nucleotide messenger RNA. Lineage: Eukaryota; Metazoa; Annelida; Polychaeta; Sabellida; Oweniidae. The record is from the annotation of a GenBank genome assembly.
CAAGUAUAUACUAUGAAUAUUCUUAAUUUUAACACCUUAACAUCUUACCAUGUGAAAUAUUUGCAAAAAGCAAAUCGACGAAUCCAUUGACUAGAUAUUAAUAUUAAAACUGCCGUUAAUUGGAUACAUUACCACUGACUCGAGACUGUUAAACUCUAUUUGAAAGAAUGAUUAAUAGAGUUUAUUAAACACAAGAAAAAUUAAGUGACAAAAUCAUAAAGAUUUGACACAUCUAAGGACUUGAACGAUGAGUGUCAAUUUUACUGGCUGGAAAAAAUCAAGUUUGAAUGAAAAGAGUUUAGUUGUUUCAAUGAACAAAUAUAGCAACGUGGUUGUAGUACUUCGCGAUAUAUGUGCAGACUUGAUUGUGGGUGUGCUGUUGUUCUGUCAAUACCAUAAAGAUGUAUUUCAAUUGUAGCAAUUGUAGCUGAAGAUCAUCUAAAUGAGGGAUACAAUCAAAAUAUCGGAUAUAUUUUAUUAAGAUCUGCAAAGAACAGAAUGACACGUGCAUAUAACGUGUUUUGUUGGAAUGAACGCUCACUGGAUUUUAAUACAAAUUAUUUGGAUGAUACAACUUAGUUCACAAAUUAUGUGUAAAUCAACCAAGAAUUUUAAUAUACCAGUGUUAAAACAGGCAGCUAUGACCAAAGACGCUUUAGCGAGUAGUACGGGAACGUUUACGUUACGGCUACGUAGAAAUAAUGUUUACGGCCCAAAAUGGGGCCCCGGUACACCAAAGAGACGCUUAAAACGAAAUCUUCCUCGUCUUAGUGACACUAAAUAUUUUAUGUCUUCGACAGGAUACAAUUUGGUUAUCUUACCGAAUGGACGAAUAACAGGCCAUUCGAGGCCGAGCAGAUAUGCCCUACUUGAAAGAAUACACGUGUCGUCAGGAAUUAUUCGAUUAAGGGGCGUCACUACUGGGAGAUACAUCUCUAUAAACCACAGAGGGCGUUUACGAUCAACGACUGAAGCAACGGAAGAGACAUUAUUCUUGGAAAGAAUUGAGAGUAACUUUUACUCCACAUACAAAUCCUAUAAGUAUUCGGCCAUGGACUGGUGUUUGGGCAUUAGACACAGUGACGUCACACUAGGUCAAGGACGCGCUGAAAAGGUCGGGUGUAGAACAGGUAUGGGAGGAAGGAAGGCAGCCUUCUUUCUGCCCAUAUCUCCAUGACGCUGACCAAUCAGAAUUUUGGAGGUCGUGUCAUCUUACCAUGUCGUCCUAUUGUGGUCGUUGGAUUUUCUCACUGUGUAUAGGUUCCAGCACAUAGAAUUACAAAGGGACACAAUAUAUUUGGAGUUCUGUCUCAGAGUGUCAACAGAAACAUGCGCAAAUAACGUCAUCCAUGUGCAAAUGACGUCUUCUUGCGCAAACGACGUCCUUCCGUCUAAUUUUCCAUUAGUCUACGUUUGAGCAUAAUCAAAAGUAUUUUUAUUCUAAGUAUGUAAAGUAUAUUUAAAGCCAAAAUAAUUUUGUGUUUUCGUAUAUAUUGAACAAUCAUUUAUUUUUCCAAAUUGGGAGCCACAUGCAAACAUGCACCAACUUGCAUUUAUUCAUAUCUCAUAUACGUCUGUUUUCUUUGAUAUUCCACUAAAUAGUAAGACAUGGCUGAGAAAUAAUUUGGGAUAGAUUUACAGUACAAUUUCGAACUUUGUUAGUGUUACAAUAUUGCAUUUGUUUGGUACAAAUGAUGUUCAAUAAAUAUAAAACCUCGAACUUGUAAUGAUAAGUGAAAAUGAUACCGAUUAAGAAACAAUAAAGCGUGUUGUUACUGUUUUAUCAAUCGAGCUAUCACUGAUUUAAGUCAGUAUACUUUGUUUGAAUGAAGUCACUAGUCUGCCGGUCUGAACGGGUACUGUUAUUGAUGUACAUGGUGA